GCAGAGCGCCCGCCAGGCCCCCGGCGGGAUGGAACCCGGGCCGCGGCGGCGGCGCACUUGGUGCCCGCCGGUCUCCGCCUUCCUGCGCGAUCCGAGCUCCGGGCGCGUCUACAGGCGCGGGAAGCUGAUCGGCACGGUGCGGACCCCGGCUCCGCGAGUCCGCGGGAGGGUCUCGGGCCGCGCCGGGGUCCGGGCGGGGCGGGGCGGGGUGUGCGUGCGCCAUCUCGAGCCCCGGCGAGCAGGUGGGCGCCCCCAGGCUUGACUUCGGCGUGCGCCGUCUGUCGGCGCGAGUUUGGGGUCUGGUGUGGGCUGGCUGGGUUGGGCGCCCGGGUCUGUGCUGUACCCGUCGCCGGUGUGCUUUGUGCGCCGGGAGCCGGGCUUGGGCGCCUUGUGCUGUGCCCAUGGGUUGUGCGUCCAGGGGUGCGGACGUGUUGCAGGUAUCGGGUCUUUGUAGAAACUGUCGUGCUGUCUCCAGGUCCGUGUCUGAACGUGCUCUCCAUCUCUGUGUGCGCUUUCCGUGUCUGGGUGUGGAAUUGUGUCGUGUGUUCACGUACUUACUGUACUGUGGUCCGGUGGCUGGAUGUAUCCAGAGGUGGCUACGUCUGUGUGCGCGUCCCUGCGUGUUCCUCCGUGUUCCUGUGGGUGCGUCUGCGGGUGUGAGGGUGUGAGCUGCGUGUCCAUGCAUCUCCUGCGCCUGUGUGUGUAUGUGAUAUGAAGGGGCCUGGCUACCCGUCUGCACACCUGCGCCCACGUAGCCGCUGAGCGGGUGCGUCCCCCUCCACCGCAGGGUGCCUUCAGCCGCUGCUACAAGCUGGUGGACAUGUCCACGAGCGCCGUGUUCGCCCUCAAGGUGGUGCCUCGUGCCGGGGGCGGGGCCGCGCGCCUGCGCUCCCGCCGUAAGGUAGGUCCAGACCUUCCGUGCCCCGGGGGCCCCACACUUCGCAGGGGGUCCCCAGAGAGAGCCCUACCCUGGGGGGUGGGGUUACGCCCCUGGGCCUGAGCACCACGGGGCCUGGACAUGUGGGGCCACGCCUGCAGGUGGAGCGCGAGAUCGCGCUGCACAGCUGCCUGGAACACCGCAACAUCGUCGCGCUGCACGGACACUUUGCUGACCGGGAGCACGUGUACAUGGUGCUGGAGUACUGCAGCCGCCAGGUGCCCCGGGGGCUGGGCGGAGAGGGACCCCCCCCCCCCCGUCGGUCUGCUGUGCUCAUCCAUGUCCACCUCUGUGUCUCCGCCUGUGUCCGCACCAGGCCCAUCUGUGCUCAUCCUUACGCACCUGUGCCCGCCUUGGCUCUCCCGACUCAUUUGUGUCUACUUGUGCCCAGUUUAUUCAUCCGGCCCAUCUCAUCUCCAUCUGUGGCCAUGUGGGGCCACCUUAACCCCAUCAAGCCCGCCUUAGCCCUCCUGAGCACACCGCGCUGCAUGCACCCGCGUUGGGUUCAUCUCUGACCCCCUGGCCCUUUUCAAACUUCCCUGGGGCCAUCUGGGCCCAUCUGCACUCCUGUAUUCCUCUUUGGGUUCAUCCGGGCUUACCUGUGUCCGUCUGCGUGUUCGGUGCUGCCGCGGCCACCUGUGCGCACCUGCAGUCACUGGCCCACGUCCUGGAGGCGCGGCAGACUCUGACGGAGCCUGAGGUGCGCUAUUACCUGCGGGGCCUGGUCAGCGGCCUGCGCUACCUGCACCAGCGGCGGAUCGUGCACCGCGACCUGAAACCCAGUAACUUCUUCCUGAACAGGAACAUGGUGGUAAAGAUUGGAGACCUGGGGCUGGCCGCCAGGGUGGGGCCAGGGGGCCACUGCCACAAGUAAGUGAGGGGCUCUGAACAGUGCCUCUGGGGAGGCACAAGUGGGACCAGUUUGGCAUGUGGGCCCCGGCCUUCCUGAGCCCGCCAUUAUCCCCUCCCAGAGUGCUCUGUGGGACCCCAAACUUUCUGGCGCCAGAGGUCAUCUCCAGGAAUGGGCACUCCUGCCAGUCAGACAUCUGGGCUCUUGGCUGCAUCAUGUACACAGUGCUGACCGGUACCCCUCCCUUCGUGGUGGCUCCCCUGUCGGAGAUGUACCAGAACAUCCGGGACGGCCACUACCCCGAGCCAACCCACCUGUCACCCAACGCGCGCCGCCUCAUCGCCCGCCUGCUGGCGCCCAACCCGGCGGAGCGGCCCAGCCUGGACCUCCUGCUGCAGGAUGACUUCUUCACACAGGUGCGUGCUGUUCCACGGCUGGGGCCCGCCCUGGGGGGCCGAGGCCCAGGAGCCGGGCGGCCCGCGCCGCGUGCUGACCCCCAGUGCCCCGCUCCGAAGGGUUUCACUCCAGACCGGCUGCCGGCCCGCUCUUGCUACAGCGCACCCAUCUUCACCAUGCCCCAGCCUCUGGGCAGGCUCUUCCGGAAGGUGGGCCGGCUGCUGCGGACCCAGGGCCGGCCGCCAUGCCCCUUCACUCCCAGCGAGGCGUCGGGUCCAGGAGAAGAGGCUUCAGAUCCUGACUCCAUGGAGCGCGGCCGUGAGGCCUCCUUGUUGGACAGAGGGGCUCCCCACCCCGAGGUCCCCGUCCACCUGCUCACCCAAGGGACCCUCAGGAGUGACCCGGCGGGGCCCCCGGGGGGCCAGAGGCAGGAGGUCGAGGUGGCCAUCAGAAACCUGCAGCUCUGCCUGGAUGCUGGCCUCCCAGCCACACAGGACCCCCCCGGAGAGCAGCGGCCCAUCCUCUGGGCCCCCAAGUGGGUGGAUUACUCCAGCAAGUACGGCUUCGGCUAUCAGCUGUCAGAUGGGGGCAGCGGUGUUGCUUCGGGACGGCACGCACAUGGCCCUGCGCCCCCCGGGGGAGAGGGGGCCCGGCCCAUGCUCACCCCGCCGGCGGCCCCCAGUCUCUGCCUGCUGCGUGUCCUGGCGUCCGCGCGGGCUUCGCUCCUGCUCUUCAGUGACGGGACGGUGCAGGUGAGCGCUCGGGGCGCCCUCACUCACCUGGUGCUGAGUGGCCAGGGUGAGGAGUUGCGGCUCACGGUCUGGGAACGCGGCCAGCCCAGCACCUCCUACCCCCCGGGCACCCUGCAGAGUCCUGGCUGCUCCCCCGCUGCCCGGCUGCACCUUGUCCACGCUCUCCACAUGCUGCAGAGCAUCUAGAGUCCCCUGCAAGGGGACCAGGCCCCCAGCUCCAGUUCCGGGUCUCUUGUCUCCCCAGAAGGGUGUCCCUGGGGACGGCUCAGGGGAGCAUGGGAGGUGGUGGUCCUUCCCUCGGGUCAUGACUGUGCAACCCAGAUUUUUGUUUGGCUUUGUUCUUUUUUUCAUUAAAGAGAAGUUGACCAUCUAGCCGGCUGUCUGCCUCUCUGGUGGAGUCUGAGAUGCAUUGGUGAGGGGACACUUAGACCGGCAGGCUCUGAGCCCACUGCCCUUUGUGACAGACACAGAUGGGCCAGAUCUCCGCCAACACAAGAAUUCAUACCAGCGUGGGGUCGUGCUGCGACCAGAGUGCUGAAGCGUGUGACGUUUGCUCGAUGGCCGAGCAGCAAGAAAGUGGGUGUCCGGGCUGGGAAGUUGGUGACCGUGGUCCACAGGGCGACCAUGCUCUGGCAGGCCCGGGCUGAUCAAGAACUGGGGCUUCUGUGCAAGGUAUUCUCAGAAAGACCCAAGGCCAGGAAGGAACUGGCCAGCUAGCAAACAGAGCUCAGGGACAGCAGAGAUUCGAGACCUGUGGGGUUGGGGAAGCCAGGAGACGGGGUUCUAAAUCCUCCAGGUCAGGUUCCUGAGGGAGGAGUUGACUCGGCAAGUUACAGACUUCUCCACCUGCCCCCCAAACAGAGGUCUGAAUGUGUAUGAGAGGUACUCAGAGAAACAUGCACAAUGGACAUUUAUGGAUGUUGAGAAUUUUUUAAUGUGUAACAUUGUUAUAGUUUUGUUUUUAAAAGGUGCUCAUCCUUAGACAGUCCUUCCCAGCGGGGGGCGGUGCUGCCCCCCAGGGACCCCCGGCGAUGACUCGGGGCGACUAUGAUUGUCACACUGGGGGCACUGCUUGCACCGAGUGGGUGGGGGCC
This is a messenger RNA of Mirounga angustirostris (Northern elephant seal), 4029 nucleotides long. It is a transcript of the gene PLK5, whose product is annotated as polo like kinase 5 (inactive). Gene Ontology annotation, biological process: protein phosphorylation; Golgi disassembly; mitotic spindle organization. Lineage: Eukaryota; Metazoa; Chordata; Mammalia; Carnivora; Phocidae. Gene Ontology annotation, cellular component: kinetochore; nucleus; cytoplasm. Gene Ontology annotation, molecular function: protein kinase activity; protein binding; ATP binding. The record is from RefSeq and is a predicted model, not a curated record.